Messenger RNA from Pan troglodytes (chimpanzee), 6213 nucleotides. RefSeq lists its product as uncharacterized. The record is from RefSeq and is a predicted model, not a curated record. Bases 4186 to 5235 code for a protein of 349 amino acids. The transcript is spliced from 4 exons. Lineage: Eukaryota; Metazoa; Chordata; Mammalia; Primates; Hominidae.
GCUGUUAGUUUUGAUGAUGUUAAAAUAAAAUAUUAUAAAGAAAUAUGUUGGAAGUUUGGCAAUUUUUAAAAUCUAUUUAAGUGUGAAACCAGGUUUAGCAUGGAGCCAAAUUUUCACAUACAUGCUUGCACUGAUUCACACUAGAUUUGCUAUUCUGAAUAGAUAGUACUAGCACUAAAGAACUUAUUGGUCACAUACCUAAAGUGGAAUUUUUUAAUUGGGGUGACUGUAUAGUGACAUUGGUGGACUUGAAGACACUACAUGGUGUUUCAGGAACAAAAUAUUCAUUAUAUGAUUUUUCUUUAGGCUCUGAGUAACACUGUAGCCUCCAAGGUAAAAUGAGUAGGAGAAAAAUUGGGGGCUGGUUUCCAUUUGCUCUAUUUAUUUAAAUUUCCUAAGCUAACUUUAUCAAGCUUCCAAAAUUGAUAGAGGACACUGGCUCUUUAAAAUGAUUAGUUUUGCUUACCUCUGAUGAUCUGGAGAGCUAUGAUAGCUUUAAGGUUCUUGGCAAAAAUAAAUUACUAAAAGGCUUAUUUUUAUAAGUUCUGAACAGAUACAGUACAUUGUAUAUUAAUACUUUGUUAUUUGGGAAAGUAGAUGACAGUAGAAAUUUUUAAAUGGUGUUUUAUUUCCAAGGUGAUUCAAUUAAAUCAGUAAUUUGAGUUAAUUUCAGAUCUUUUCCUUUAAUGAGGAAAAACUAUGAUAUGGGUAUAGAGUUUUAAUGUUCAGGAAAGAUUGGCCUCAUCUUUAAGGGAAUUAUAUUGAUUAUUGAUUGGAAUUUAUCUCAAACUACUUUAGUUGUGUUUACUAUUAUUAACAUUAACUGACAUUCACUUGGAUUAAGUAGGAAAAAUUAUUUUUUAAAAAAAUUAUGUGAGACUUUCUAGUGAUUUUUUAUCCCAAGCCAUUUAUUACUGAUUAGCCUUUAUGUAUGUACUUGAAAACAAAAUAUGUGCAAGUAUUGCACUGGUUUGAAGAUUUUAUUAGUAACAGUUAUCUAAUCAGCUAGCAGUACUGUAUCUACAAACUAAUCUUGGAAAUGUGUAAUGAUGCUCUUUUAAGAAGCUGGAAGAAAUUAUUGUAUACUCGUUCUUACUUUGCUUUUGUUUUGUUGCGUAGUAUUUAAGUUGUUCUCAUACUGAAUUUCUGAAACUGAUAUUGCAUUUGCCCUUUUUUUUAAUAAUGGAGAGAAACAUUAGUUUUUAUUUUGAUAAGUUGGGCAUAGUAUCUAUCACAUUUUUGAUGCUUUUGGUCACAAUUUUGUCCCUAGAAUGCUAGUAAUUAGACAUUUGUAAUGAGUCACCUUACUACUUUAAUACAGUGGUUUGAAGUGAUGGGGGAAGUAACUCCACUAAAUCACAAUGUUUUAAUUUGUGACAUGUUAGAGAGAAUGAUAGAACUUUCUGCAGUAUAAGUAUUUCAUUAACUAAUCUUUGCACUGUUAAGUUACAGCACUUUGACUCCUGGGUCUGCAGAAGGCACCAACUCCUGCUAAAUCUUGAGCAUUGACACCAGUCAAAGCCUCAUCUUCAGACUCUGGAGAUGGUGAUAAUCAAAAUGAACUGUUUUGUGAGACACAGGGCCAGAAAUUAAAACUACAGAAUCCCUCUAGGCCCAGGUGAGAGUGGCAGGAGGUAGACAAAUUCCUAGACAGAUAGAGGCAGGUCCCCAGUGAAACCUGACCUUCAAACCAGGGACAGCCCGAAGUCUGAAAACCAAGCUGCCAGUUCCAGGUAGAAUCCACGACCCAGAGUGCAAACCUCCUUGAUGCCUGUCAGCCAAUCAAAUGGUGCUUUUUCCGGGUCUGCCCAUGGACCAAUUAGCGUGCACUUUCUCCAUUUUGAGCCCAUAAAAACCUUGGGCUCAGCCACAUGUCAGGACUACCUGCCUGCAGGUAGGAGCUACCCACUUCAGGUCUCCUCUCCAAUGAGAGCUGAUUAAAACUCAAUAAAACUUUCUCCACCUUGCUCACCCUCCUGUUUUCCGUGUAACCUCAUUCUUCCUGGAGACUGGAUAAGAACUCAGGACCUGUCGAAUGGCAGGCAUAAAAAGUGCUAUAACACAUUCCUGGCCAGCUCUCUGAGCUAUGAGUGGGAGCAAAAGGAGCUGUAACACAUUCCUGGCCAGCUCACCAAGCUAUGACAUGCUCCCAUUCACCAGACUGCGGGAGUGAAGAGCAGCAACCCUCUGGGAACCCAGACCUUGGGAUUCCCCCAGCCAGAGCUGUGACAUUAUAGCUAUCCCACCCUCUGCCAGCAUUGGGCAGCAUUGGGAAUGUCAGCAUUCCCAUGUGAUAGGAAGCAGCUGCAGUGCUAGCCCAGCCUGGGAGCCAUGGGACAAAGGCAGGUGUCGGGACUAAAAGAGAUUAAACACGCUCCUCCCUAUUCACUGAGCUGCAGGUGGUGGGAAUGAGAGAGCCAUAGCAUGCCCCCUGCCUUGGGGCUCUGUGGUUGCUGGUGUCUCCAAAUUUUCAGGCACCAUCGUGUUCCCCUCAUCCAGACACCAGCACCCUCAGUGGAAGCCGCUUGGGAUACGCCUGGUCCAGCUGCAGCCUUGCAUGGAGCCGGUGCCUGUACCAGCACCACGAGCUGCCUCCCCUGCCACAGCCAGUAUGCCUGUCUGUGCACAGUGGCCGAACCUCACACUUGCUUACCCAUACACCCCUCGCUGCUCUGCACCUGGCCUACCCUUCAUGGUUGUGGGACCCAGACCAGUAGCACGAGCCAAGCACAGACUGCCAGCCUGAGUGGGUGGAAUGAGCACAGUGGGCAUGAGCAAAACUCAAGCAGAGGUGCUGCUGGCCACAGAAGUUUCCAGCUGGUGAAGCAACAAUUGAAGGAUCUUGUCAAAUAGGGACUAUUGCAGAAGAGGUGGGAGCAUGAGAGUGUAAGAACCAAUUUUGAGGGAUAAGAUUAGUUCAGAGUUUUCUAUAAAUUAAACAUUAAUACCAAAAGCACACUAAUGGAAGGCUCACAUCUGGGCCCAUGUGUCAGAAUAACAGAGUUUUCUUGGAGAAUUAUCUGUUCUUUAAUAGAAAAUUAUAAAGGUUAUAAAAUGUUUAUGAAAAUUUUAUGAUCAAAUUGAUUACAACUAAAUAAAUUAGUUUAUAAGGUUUUGUUAAAAUUGUCUUUAACAUUAAUACUAUACCAUAUAAAGGUAAGAUGGUAAGAUUUGGUUUACUGUUUUGAACAAAUUUUUUAUGUAAGAGAUAACAAGAGAUUUCUGUUUAAAACUACAGAAGAAAAAAAUGUCAGGCGUGAGAGAGACAGAUUUCGUUGGCUUCAUAUUAUCUUUAUUAGGACUUACUGUUUGAGAAACUGAGUGUCCUCACUAUCAAAGGGUUAACAUUUUUGUAUAUUUAUUUUGGCUAAAUGAAUAACUAUUUUAUAGUAACUCGUGGUGCUAUUUUAUGAUAUCAAGUGUCUUAAACCUUUGAUAUUUGACAGACUUUCCAAAAGCAAAAUUCCAAGUUCUAUAUUCAGUCUUUUUGACCUCAAACUAACUUUUAUGGAUGUUAGUUUCCCUGAAGUCUGAGAAACAUAUUAGGCUUACUAGGCUUAUUUGUUAUGCAAUAAUUUUGCAGACAGUAUUUUCAAAUCCGAGGUGGUGUUUAAGUUCUGAUAUGGUUUGGCUGUGUCCCCAUCCAAAUCUCAUCUAAAUUAUAAAUUCCACAUGUUGUCAGAGGAAAUUGGUGGGAGGUGAUUGAAUUAUGGGGGUGUGUUUUUCCUGUGCUGUUCUCAUGACAGCGAAUGAGUCUCACGAGAUCUGACGGUUUUAAUAAGGGGAGUUUCCCUGCACAAACUCUCUUCUCUUAUCUGCUGCCGUGUGAGACAUGCCUUUCACCUUCCACCAUGAUUGUGAGGCCUUGCCAGCCACGGGAACUGUAAGUCCAAUAAUGUUUGUUUUUUUUUUUUGUAAAUUGCCCAGCCUCAGGUGUGUCUUUAUCAGCAGCAUGAAAAUGGACUAAAACACUAAAUUGGUACCAGUACAGUGAGGCAUUCCUGAAAAGAUAUCUGAAAAUAUGGAAGCAACUUUGGAACUAGGUGACAGGCAGAGGUUGGAACAGUCUGGAGGGCUCACAGGAAGACAGGAAAAUGUCAAAAAGUUUGGAACUCCCUAGAAACUUAUUGCAUGGCUUUGACAAAAAUGCUGAUACUGAAAUGAGCAAUAAGGUCCAGGCUGAGGAUGUCCUCAGAUAGAGAUGAGGAACUUGUUGGGAGCUGGGGCGAAGAUGACUUUCGUUAUGUUUUAGCAAAGAGACUGGCAGCAUUUUGCCCCCGUGCUAGAAAUUUGUGGAAUUUUGAACUUGAGAGAGAUAAUUUAGGGUAUCUGGCAGAAGAAAUUUCUAAGCAGCAAAGCAUUCAAGAGGUGAUUUGGGUGCUGCUGAAGGCAUUCAGUUUUAAAAGGGAAACAGAGCAUAAAAGUUUGGAAAAGUUGCAGCCUGAUGAUGUAGUGGAAAAGAAAAUACCAUUUUCUGAGGUGAAAUUCAAGCCAGCUGCAGAAAAUAGCAUUAUUAAUGAGGAGCCAAAUGUUAAUCCCCAAGACAAUGGGAAAAAUAUCUACAAGGCAUGUCAGAGGUCUUCAUCACAGCCCCUCCCAUCACAGGCCUGGAGAUCUAGGAAGAAAAGGUGGUUUUGUGGGCCAGGCCCAGGGUCCCCGUGCUGUGUGCAGCCUAGGGACUUGGUACCCUGUGUCUCAGCCACUUCAGUCAUGGCUGAAAAAGGCCAACAUAGAGCUCAGGCCAUGGCUUCAGAGGGUGCAAACCCCGAACCUUGGCAGCUUCCACAUAGUAUUGAGCCUGCAAGUGCACAGAAGUCAAGAAUUGAGGUUUGGGAACCUCGUCCUAGAUUUCACAGAAUGUAUGGAAAUGCCUGGAUGUCCAGGAUUGAGUUUGCUGCAGGGGUGGGGCUCUCAUGGAGAACCUCUGCUAGGGCAGUAAAGAAGGGAAAUGUAGGGUCAGAGCCCCAGCACAGAGUCCCUACUGGGGAAAUGCCUAGUGGAGCUGUGGGAAGAAGUUUACCAUCCUCCAGACCUCAGAAUUGUAGAUCCACUGACAACUUGCACUUUGUGCCUGGAAAAGCUGCAGACCCUCAACAAAAGCCCAAGAAAGCAGCUUGGUGGGAGGCUGUACCCCGCAGAGCCACAGGAGUGGAGCUGCCCAAGACCAUGGGAACCCACCUCUUGCAUCAGCACGACCUGGAUGCAAGACAUGGAGUCAAAGGAGAUCAUUUUUGAGCUUUAAGAUUUGACUGCCUUGCUGGAUUUUGGACUUGCAUGGGGCCUAUAGCCCCUUGGUUUUGGCCAAUUUCUCCCAUUUGGAAUGGCUGUAUUUACCCAAUGCCUGUAUCCCCAUUGUAUCUAGGAAGUAACUAACUUGCUUUGGAUUUUACAGGCUCAAAGGUGGAAGUGUGUCCAGAGUUGGUUCCUGCCAGUGGGUUCGUGGUCUCGCUGACUUCAAGAAUGAUGCCGCUGACCUUUGCGAUUGGAGACUUGAAGAGAUGAGUUUAACCUGCCAGUGAAUACUAUCUUGAAUGUAACACAAACACAGAAGAGUACACUGAUCCAACCGGAUCAUAACAAUUAUGCAAUGAUACACCAGGACCCUCGACCUCACAACAUUUUGUCUACCAUAUGCUUAAAAGAAGAGCUAAAAUUCUAUAAGGGCGAGAAAGACCAUCAACAAUCAACAUAACAGAUAACUACAUUAUGUGAUAUUUUAGAAGUUGAUAGCAUCAUUAAAAAAAGAAAGAAACAGUAGAGCAGAGUGAGGAAGAGAAUAAGAAUCUAAUGGCCAGAAGAGGCAAAUUGUAGUAAUAAAUAAGAAGGUCCAGAUAGGACGCAUUGAGUCAGUGACAUUUGACCAAAAUUUUGAAAGAGAAGAAAUGUCUCACUAAUUGGAUAUCUGGGAGCGGAGCAUUCCAGGCAGAGGGGACUGCAAGAGCAAAGGUGGUUGCUCAGGAGCCUGCUUGCGGAGACAUCAGGAGCAACGUUAGCAAGAAAAAGGAGGAAACGUAACUGGCACAAGAUCAUGGGGCCCGUGUAAGCCAUCAGUUGUUAAAGCAGUGAAUAGUAUUGCUGAAAUAACUGAAGAAAAGUUACUGAUUCCUAUCUAGGACAAAGAUGGAUAAUUAUGAAUGCCCUGCCUUACUGAUAAUCCUUCAACAUGAAAUCCAGAACCUGAGUUAUUAAAAAUUUUAUAAAUUUUCACUUUGU